This is a messenger RNA of Amblyraja radiata (thorny skate), 2802 nucleotides long. Its product is annotated as B-cell lymphoma 6 protein. Gene Ontology annotation, cellular component: nucleus. Gene Ontology annotation, molecular function: RNA polymerase II cis-regulatory region sequence-specific DNA binding; DNA-binding transcription factor activity, RNA polymerase II-specific; protein binding. The record is from RefSeq and is a predicted model, not a curated record. Lineage: Eukaryota; Metazoa; Chordata; Chondrichthyes; Rajiformes; Rajidae. Gene Ontology annotation, biological process: regulation of transcription by RNA polymerase II. The coding region runs from base 83 to 2083 and encodes 666 amino acids. The transcript has 10 exons.
GAAUUGGCGAGAGGCGGUUCUGAGAAGCGGCGGUUCCUGGAAGAAGCGGCCAGUGUUUCCUCAGCUGAGGUCUCCACGUUUUAUGGGCACGAUGACGGCGGCGGCUGACAGCUGCAUCCAGUUCACCAGGCACGCGGGGGACGUGCUCUUCAACAUGAACCGCCUGCGAAGCCGGGACAUCCUCACCGACGUCACCAUCCUCGUUCACCGGCACCGCUUCCAGGCACACAAGACCGUGCUCAUGGCCUGCAGCGGCCUGUUCUACGUAAUCUUCACCGACCAGGUGAAAUUCAACCUGAACAUGGUGACCCUUGACCCUGAGGUUGACCCCCAGGGGUUUGGGAUCUUGCUGGACUUCAUGUACACGUCCCGCCUGUCGUUGAGGGACAGCACCAUCAUGGCCGUGAUGAACACCGCCCUUUAUCUGCAGAUGGACCACGUGGCAGACACCUGCCGCAGGUACCUGCAGUCCAGUGAGGACAUCUGCUCGUCGGUCAGCCCGUCGCCACAGCACUACCUCUCCUCCAACCCCAUGCUCCCCCCGGAACUGGUCACCUUCCGCAAGGGGAUGGACCCCGAGGCACGGCCCCUCGACACUGCGGCCUACAGCGUACUGCCCCCCUCACCCCACCCCUACACCUUGUACCCCCACCUGCCCCUCCACGGCUACUCUGCCAACCCCUACACGGGGUCGUGGCCCGAGGGGCCCAGGACUCAGGGGAGGGGUGGUCAGCACGGCUGUGCCAGGCCAGGCCCCUGUCCAGCUGCUGACCCCACGGGCCUGGCCAUGGAGGGUGGGGCAGGACCUCAGUACCUCUCACCGCUGCCGCCCGCACCCAGGAGAGCCCCCCCAAGCGGAGUGGGGCUGGGUCAGAGGCUGGCGGGUGAGGAGGGGGGGCCCUCAGGUUGCCGCCUCCCCCCCGGACCACGCAGCCCCCUCAAGUCGGACUGCCAGCCCAACUCUCCCACCGAGUCCAGCAGCAGCAAGAAGGCUGGGCGGGGGGUCCCGGGAACUCCCCCCACCCCCACCCCGCUCCCCACCCCCCUUGGCCCUAAGGUCUGCAACUGGAAGAAGUACAAGUUCAUCGUGCUCAACUCCCUGAACCAGGCCGGGGGGGGCGACUCAGGCCCUGCCCCCACCUCCCCAAGCUGCCCCACCCCCGAGACCCAGACCCUGAGCAGCCCCUCCCCCACCCCUCAGGGCACCAAGAUCGACAGCGAGACGCAGGCCAGCCGGCUCGACAACCUCCUCGACAGGUCGCCGGACACAACCUCGCCGGACACGGAGCAGUCGUCCCCUGGGGCACCCCCACCCUGCAGCUCCUGCCAGUCGCCCUGUCUGCAGCGGCCCCCCCACUGUCGGCGCUCCCCCUCCCACAGAGACGACCCGGCAGAGACCCAGUCCGAGCUGUCGGACUCCAGCUCCGGUGAGGGGGGGGGAGAGAGGGUUGACGAGGGUGGGGGCCGGGAAGAGACGGGCCCGUUCCCCUGCGUGCAGUGCGAGUGCCGGUUUCCGGAGGACACGGCACUGCGGCGACACUUGGUGCAGUCCCACAGCCACAAGCCGUACAAAUGCGACAGGUGCCAGGCAGCCUUCCGCUACAAGGGCAACCUGGCCAGUCACCGGACCGUGCACACAGUUGGCUCUGCUGACCCGGCCUGUCCUGUUGCAGGGGAGAAGCCCUAUCGCUGUAACAUCUGCGGCGCACAGUUCAACCGACCGGCCAACCUGAAGACCCACACACGCAUCCACUCCGGGGAGAAGCCCUACAAGUGUGAGACCUGCGGCGCCCGCUUUGUCCAGGUCGCUCACCUGCGGGCCCACGUGUUGAUCCAUACGGGUGAGAAGCCGUAUCCGUGUGAAAUCUGCGGCACCCGGUUCCGGCACCUGCAGACGCUGAAGAGUCACCUGCGCAUCCACACGGGGGAGAAGCCGUACCACUGUGAGAAGUGCAACCUGCAUUUCCGCCACAAGAGCCAGCUGCGCCUGCACCUGCGGCAGAAGCAUGGAGCCAUCACCAACACCAAGGUGCAAUAUCAGGUCCCUACAGAGUGUUCGACCGACCCCUGCCGGGCCCGCUGACCCCCGGCCCAGUGACUUUCUGAGGUGGUGGGAUUCUGGAAUGGUUAAAGGAUUUUAGUUUGGAGUCUCCAGUGGUCAGAAUCCCGGCAGGUAUCGGCAGGGAGGUGUGUAACGGGUUUCUAAGCUUGUGAAAAGUGCUUGCAAUUAUUUCCUGUUAAUAGAAAUUGGAGUGUUUGCUUUUAAAAUAUGCAUCUCUGCCCAUAAUAUAAAGGAAUGUAUGAAUAUAUAAAUAUAUAUAUUUUUCCUGUGCUAAGCACAACAGAGUCGUACUAUUAUAUAAGAAUGGGAAGUCAGUCAUAUUUUUAACCAAAGUUGUCGGUAGGGCAGCAAAGGAGAGAUUGGUCGGACAGGUCAUCUGCAGGCAGAGUAUGGUCUGAACAUGUCUAUGGCUUAAAGCACUUCAGAUAUUUUGUCUAUUGUGAAAUGAUAUAUGUGCUUUUGAAAUAUUCUCAGCUGCUUUUGAAAAGUCAGGUUUACAUUUUCCCUGGACGCUCUGUGUCCCUGUUGAUGAAGCAGUCUCCAUGGUGCCUUCUGUGCCCAGGGUCCAGGGCCCUCGCCCCUCCACCCCAGACCUCCCCUGGGGUCGCUGGACCAUGCCCUCUGACCUGGGCCUUCUGAAGCGAGGGUGGGUGGAAACGUGGGCAACGAUUCACCAGGAUUUUUAUCAUGAACUGUAUGAUGUAGCCGCCAGAAUGUAAUAAAUGACUAUAUCGCCCUGC